ACUAAGUAACUGCGAAGGGCUCAUUGCGGAGGACUCAAUGGGGCCCUAGGGAAGAAAUACAUCAUGAUUAUUGCUGCAAUAUCCUUUCGCUCCUCUCCUAACAAAGAUCUGCACUGAAUCAUGGAGGCGCCAUCUGAGGAGAAGAGAAGGAACCAUGUCAUCAUUAUAGACCCAGACGAAACUGUCUUGACUGCCUAUCCAUAUAGACCUCAUAGCUCUCUGCUCGAUUUUCUUAAGGGGGAGCCAAAACUUUUAGGGGCCAUCCAAAUUCUUCUUUCUCUGGUCAUUAUAGGUCUUGGAGUUAUAGUAACACUUAAUUUCAUGUUUUCAUCCAAAAAAGUUCCUCUUGUGAUCCUCUCAGGAUAUCCAUUCUGGGGAGCAGUUAUUUUUUUUCUGACAGGAUUUGUCACAAAGUCCCAUGAUAAACAAAGACAAAUUCUGAAGCAAGACAUCACGGUCAUGAACAUCUUCAGCUCGUUGACUGCAUUAGCUGGGAUUGCCUUGAUCCUCUUCAGCUUUACACAGCAUCACAAAUUCUGCCAUAUACCCUCCCUUGACGGACCGUGUGUCGUGGGCAAAACACUUCUCCUUGGAAUUUUGUCAAUCUUAUUAAUCAUCACCAUAGUAGAGUUCAGCAUCUCUGUGACUAUUGUAUCCUUAAGAAGCAGAUGUUGGACCAGUCCAAGAGAGGCUGUGUUCUUCUUUCCUUCAGAAAGUCCUCUAAAUAUUGAACAUCCUACCCCAGAAGAAAAUAAUACAUUACAAUUUGAGUUUCAAGAAAAAUCUUCCAAGGAUAAGACAGUUUCAAGCAUAAAAAGUGUUUUCUUAGGAGGUUAUGCUUUCUUCAAGUUAAGAGUCUCAAGAAAUCCUUCAGCUCCCAAAACUAUCCCACAGAAAAGCGAUAAAGGAACGUCUUCUAUGCAUGUUCCUCCAGUGGAACAGGAGGCUAUUCCUCCACUCUCCCCAGAGCAAGAAGCCAAAUUGAAUACUCUACCUCUCUCAUUAAAACCACACUCUUCAGAAAAUACCCCUCAGAAAGACUCUAGAACUGAUCACCUGAUUGAUGAGGACCUAUCAUCUAUUAUACGCCAAACUUCUGAUAUGCAAUCCAAUGUGCUUGACUAUGAAAAUGCGUCAGUCAAAGGUCUUAAAACUCCUUCUUCACAUAAUUUCUUCCAUUUUUCACCUGAAAAUUUGUCAUCCCAAUCAUUAGUGGCAUCUCUGUCAACACAAGUCUUACAAUCUAAACAGCCAUCACUCCAUAUUUCAGAGUCAUAUGAUCUGGCAUCUGAAGAUUUUCUGUCUGAAAACAUCCCAUCUCAAGACAACCAAGACCAAGACAUCCCUUCUCCAUACACUCCACCCCAAGACAUGCAAUUCCAAGUUAUACUAGCUCAAGACAUAUCAUCCCAAGAGACUCCACACCGAGAGCCAUCGUACCAAGACACACUAACUAAAGAUGCAUCACCUCAAGAGACUCCAAACCAAUAUAUAUUGACAAAAGAAAUACCAUCGCAGGAGACUCCAUUCCAAGGAAAUCCACCCCAAGGAACUCCAUCACAAGGGACUCUAUCCCAAGGGACUCCACCCAAGGGGACUCCAUCCCAAGGGACUCUGCCCAAGGGGACUUCAUCUCAAGGGACUCUAUCCCAAGGGACUCCAUCUCAAGGGACUCUACCCCAAGGGACUCCAUCUGAAGGGACCCCAAUCCAAGGGACUCCAUCUGAAGGCACCCUAAUCCAAGGGACUCCAUUCCAAGGGACUCCAUCUGCAGUGACUCUAUCCCAAGGGACUCCACCUCAAGGGACUCCAUCUGCAGGGACUCUAUCCCAAGGGACUCUACCUCAAGGGACUCCAUCUCAAGGGACUCUACCUCAAGGGACUCCAUCUCAAGGGACUCUACCCCAAGGGACUCCAUCUCAAGGGACUCUAUCCCAAGGGACUCCAUCUCAAGGCACUCCACCCCAAGGGACUCCACCUCAAGGGACUCCAUCUGAAGGGACUCCAUUCCAAGGGACUCCAACCCAAGGAACUCCAUCCAAAGAGCUAUCAUUCCAACAUUCACUAACUAAAGACACAUUAUCUCAAGAGACUCCAUACCAAGAAACUCCAUUCCAAGAUACACUAACUCAAAAUACACCAUCCCAAGACAUCCAGCCUGAAGAGAUUCUGUCACAAGAGAUUUCCUCCCAAGAUACUCCAUUCCAAAUUACUCCAUCCCAGAAUAUAAAAUACGAAGAUAUACUAUCUCAAGACAAAAUAUCCCAAAACACUCAAACCCAAAAUAUAGUACCUCAAAUACUAAACACUGGAGUUCAAAUCCAGCAACAUCCAGAAAUAUUUUAUAAGGACAUUCGAACAGAAGUCAUGGAGAUGACUGAAGAAUGGCAGUCUAAUCAGGACAAGAAACCCACGAGAAGACUUUCCUUAUCCUUGCCAGGCAAACGUGGGCAAUUCUAUCCCAAGAGAUAUUCUUUGGACCUGCAAGUCAAAACUGAGAAACCAAGGAGAUACUCUGAGGACAUACAAAGUAGAAGUACAAGACGGAAAUCCAUAGAUCAGCAAAUCAAAGCCUGGAUAUCCCCAAAGAAACAUACCACAGAGAAACAAAAUGCAUAUACCCAAACCCAAGAGCAAGCUGAAGAUCAGCAGGUCAAAGAGGAGGAAGUCCCAGUACAACAAUCCCAAACUGAGCAAAUCAAACACCAAAAAUCUGUAGAGGAGCUAGUAUCAAAAGACAAAGAGAAUAAAGAUCAGCAGUGUGAUAAAGAGCAACCUCCACAAGAGCAAGCUCAAGUUCAACCAGCUGAAGACCAGCAUCCCAAAGAGGAAAAAACCCAGCUCCAAAAUUGGCAGGGAGGACAACAAGUACUAAUAAAGAGAUCCCCAAUGCAGUUGAGUGAUAACUGGGACUCCCAAAGCCAUCAAUACACAGAAAGUUCAUGCUCCUUCUGGUCAACUCCAUCCUGGCAGCCUAUUAGCCAGAGAUCCCAAGACUGGGUAAGCCAAGGUUGGAGAAACAAAGAUUGGAAAGCACAAGAAUGGCAGUUUGCAGUGCAGCCUUCCCUAGACUGGGAAUCCCAAGAGCUAUUAGAGAGAGAAUCCUUAAGGCAAAGGGCACUAUACCGACAAAUCCAACCCCACACCACCAUAAUUCAGCAAACCCCAGAUCAUCAAUUGCGAAACUUUAUAUUUCAAGUAGGUCUGCGUCAAGAUACUAGACAACAAGACUCUGAAUCUGGUGUUUUAAUAGAAGAUGUGUCUGAAGAUGAUGCUCAGUCAGGAGACAGAGAACCAGGAGAUACAGAAGAUACAUGCCAGAAACCAACAGACCAGCGGUCAGAAGAUCUGAGGCCAGAUAAUUACCCUGCGUCUUUUCAGAGCCUGGUUCCAUACACAUACGUAACCUGUUUAUCCAACAUAGCUUCAGAGCAAGAGGUGCAGAACAAUACACCCUACUCAGGUUCAUCCAAAGAUCUGAAUGCCACUUCUUCCUCCUCAUACCAAAGAGAUCAACAGCAAUAUGAAGAUUCAGACUAACAUGCACAUCUAACCAAAAACCACAGAUGCCAGAUAAUACAAUCGCAUGAGGAGAAAGCACUUGAUUCUUCCCUAACCUGUGUUCUUGCCUGUGCUUGCUGUCUAAUUCAUACACCACAGAUGAAGGACACACAGGACCUUCAAAGAACUCAAUCCUUUUUAAAUGAAAAUGACAACAAGCUAAAUGUUAACACUAUAUCAGAACCUUCUGGGGUUGAAGGAAUAAAUCUCAUGUAAACUGUAAA
Messenger RNA from Rattus norvegicus (Norway rat), 3785 nucleotides. It is a transcript of the gene Ms4a14, whose product is annotated as membrane spanning 4-domains A14. The record is from RefSeq and is marked provisional. NCBI's taxonomy places the organism in Eukaryota, Metazoa, Chordata, Mammalia, Rodentia, Muridae. Gene Ontology annotation, cellular component: membrane.